Esox lucius (northern pike) is the source of this 10425-nucleotide messenger RNA. It is a transcript of the gene akap13b, whose product is annotated as A-kinase anchoring protein 13. The coding region runs from base 268 to 7896 and encodes 2542 amino acids. Gene Ontology annotation, molecular function: MAP kinase scaffold activity; guanyl-nucleotide exchange factor activity. Lineage: Eukaryota; Metazoa; Chordata; Actinopteri; Esociformes; Esocidae. The record is from RefSeq and is a predicted model, not a curated record. Gene Ontology annotation, cellular component: membrane; actin cytoskeleton. The transcript has 39 exons. Gene Ontology annotation, biological process: positive regulation of canonical NF-kappaB signal transduction; regulation of Rho protein signal transduction; adrenergic receptor signaling pathway.
UUUGGCGUGAGCAGUAAGUGGGCGCUCUGCGAGGUAUCUAGUAGUAGGCCUACUGUAUUUAGUACUAGCGGUCAUUCAUUACACAGACGAAGGGCGCUAUAAAGAUUAGGUGUAUUAUUCUGGACUUCUCUCUGCAGAUCAAUGAGUAUACAUGGCACGAAAUAUUUGCGUAUUGUGUCCUGAUAAUUUGUGUUAGACCGGAGGGGGGAAUGCUUCGGAAAGAAGAACGCACGCACUAAACACCCAAAAGUUCGAGUGUCCAGUGUCAUGAAACUAAAUCCACAGCAAGCUCCGCUUUAUGGUGAUUGUCUUCUGACGGUGCAGCUGGGUGAUGAAGAGCGUCUGGAGGAUGAGGAGGAUGUGGAGUUUUACCUGCUGUUUGCCGGCACCUCCCAGCGGCACCUGACCAGCACUUUGAGGAUCAGCCAUGUUACGCUGCAGGCCGUGUGCCCAGCCCAUGACCGCUGCGAGUCGGUGCAGGUCACCCUGUGCUCAGCGCGGCCCGGUGGCUCUGUGGACUCGGUGGCCGAGGAGCGCUUCAACUUUGUCCAGGAUCUGGCCUUGGACAUGGCCCAGUUCCUGGUGAGCGCAGCGGGCCAGGCCGAGGGCCUGGAGGGGGCGCUGCUGCUGGACGAGUGCCAGAUCCCGCUGCAGGAGUGUGAGCGGCUGGACGAGAGCCUAUCCUUGGCCCUCAGACACCUGGCCCUGCCCCGGGGGUGGAGCGUCCUGGGCACCAACGGGGCCACGUCGCCCGAAACCAGUGACCAGGCCAACAGCUUAGCAGAGCCCGGUCCACAGGAGACCCUCCUGCACUUUGCGGCUCGUCGAGGGCUGCGGAAGGUCGCUCUGUUCCUGCUCCAGCAGCCGGGAGGCAGAGAGGCUCUCAGGCUGCCCAACAAGCAGGGCUUCACACCGGUCAGCUUUGCGGAGACGAGGGGUCACGACCAGCUACAGAAGCUCUUCUCUGAGUUUGAGACCUCGCCAGAGACCCGGAUACAGGCGGAGGAGAGGCGGUACUACCCCGGAGGCAGAGCGCUGCAGCACCACCCCAGACUGAACACCUACACCCUGACUGUGGACACGGUUGCAGGGAAACGUCCGCCCAGCCUCAAGGGAGAGGUGGAGGAGCUACAGAAACUGAUACAGCGGUACACAGACCGCGGGGGAGAUGUUGUGUUCCAGAAGUUGUCGGCAGACGAGCUGAACACCCCCACAGUAGGAUCCAGCGACCUCAGCAACCUGUCAGCACACACUGCUUCACGCCCCCCCCACUGCCAUGCCUGCCUCCCGGGAGGGGCGGGGCCUUUUCCGAACGGCCAGCAAGAGGAAGGGGAGGCGUGCUCUGCUCAGACGGCUGUAGAGGACUGUGGGAAGGCGUCUGAUAAAAGAAGCGAAGCCGCAGCCCAGCAGCCGAGGGAGGGCGAGGCUUUAGCUUUCAGCGCACCAUCCUGUGGAAAUCAGCCGGAGGAAGCUGAUAGAGAGAGGACAGGCUUAAUCACCGCCAGGCAGGGCGGCAAGGCAGGUCGCCGUAAAAGAAACAAAGCGGAGAGAGAGAAGAGGAGGGCAGAGACGUUCGCCGCUGCCCUGGCUUCAUCGGCCAUGGGCCAGACACAGUCCCAGGAGAGCCAGGAACACCCGGAAGACGGGCAGGAAGACAGGCAGGAACCCCAGCGGGCCGGGGAGAGGACUGCUAACAGCGGUGACAUGGGGGCUCAGGAAACCGCACACAGGCAGGGAGAGCCUGAGAUCAUCCAGGAGACCCCUGUGGAAAACGGCAAGUUGGGGUACGCCGAGGCGGCCACUGAAUGUGCCCUUCAGACGACGACGGGAGCCAAGAGCUGCCACGGGGCGCACGCUACGGAGUCACAGGACUCGGAACAAAGACAGGAAACUGCUGCAGCCGUGACAAGUUAUUCUGAGGAGCACGAGUGGGGCUUUAGCUGCCGCCAGACCCCUGGGGCCGAGGAGGAGGGAGGCGGGGACGGGGGCGGUGCUGACGACACUGAGACAGAGGCAGGAAACCCCAGCCAACCGACCAACGGAUUCAGCCCUGAGUCAACCAGCAGCAGGAGCGGAGGCGCCCAGACAACCGACGCAAGCCGAAGCCCCAGCAUGGCGGAGGGAGACAGCGAGAGCGGAUGUUUCCGACAACCUGAUAGAGUUCCGUCACCACAACCGAGUGAGCCGGUCCCGGGCUCGGAGCCGCAGGACACAGCGGAGAUAGCGGCACCACCACAAAGUAGGCCGGACCCGGACGGCGCCCGAGACCGGGGAGGGCAGGAACGCGACGAACAGACGUCCGCCGACAUUUCCUUGGCCGAGGAGGAGAAGGAGCUCGUCCAGGCAGUUGAUCCGUCUGAAGAGAGCGCUGUGGGAGGACAGGAGACGCCCAGGAUAAAUAAGCUCUCCGUUCAGUGGGCGUCGCUGGAGGAGACAGACUCCCUGGCUCACAGGGAAGAGAUAGCAGCCACGGCAAUAGCAGUAGUGGCCAUAGCCAUCGCAGCUGCUGUCGCAAAUGUAGAACAAUGCAACGCCACGCUGGAGGAGAGCCAGGCCUUGGAGACUGCCAGGAGCCAGCCUCUGACCGGACCCCAAGACACUGCGCCAAUGGCUGGGGUCACAGUCUCUGAGGCCACCCUCGCCACCUCAGACGAAGGUCCAACCUUCACUCCCGAGGAUUCGGAGAACCCCUCAAAGGGAGAGGCAGAGCCUAACCUCAGACAACACGAGGAGAACGGCGACCAGGCUAGUGAGAGGCCUGAAAGUGGACCGGGAUUGGAGGCCGGUCCGGCAGGACUGAGUACACCCCAGGGAGACUCCCAGUCUGACACACUGUUUCAUCAUGAAAGGGCCGCAGACACACUUGGCGAUGAGGUCAUCACUUCCCCCUGUCCCUCCCCAGAGUGGUCUUCAGAGCUGACACAACAGGAGAUUUUUCCUUCAGACAUAGGAGUGACCCUUGGAACCCAGACACACCCAGACGGUGGUUGGUCGCGGAGUCCAGAGACGACUUCCCUGUCAGACCUAGACAGUGGAACAUGCCUGGGUGAUGAGCAGCACAGCUCCUCAGUGGAAGUAGACAGUGGAGAGUCCCUGGCCAUACAGCCCUCAGACACACUGGAUAUGCUGGAUGCAGGGAACGAGGGAACGAUGGAUACUGAAGGAGACAGUACAAAAGAUUUGAGGCCAGCUCUUGACGAGUGUCCGACAGCCCAAGACACAGACUGCAGAGCUCAUGAACAGGAGGAGGAGGAGAUGAAACCCCUCUCAGACAUGGCAGACGAGACGCUGAUCCACACAGAGAAGGAGACAUUCUACCCGGUCCAGCCCUGCUCAGAGCCCACAAUACAGGAAACAUCCACCAUCCCAGAAUGCACAGAAUGCCCAGAGACCCCAUGCUCCGACAGUGUUGGAGGGUCAGUGUGUGGAGGCCUGCCAGACUCAGUCAGUGAUGCCGACAGUCUGAUCAGUGCAGAGCUGGGAGAGGACAGCGUCUUCAGAAAGGGAGAGGAGGCUGUGACUGGGCAAAGGGACAGCACUGGCAGCGUAUCGGUGUCCUUCUCCUCCAUAGAUGACAUGGCCAGCAUGAGUCCCUUGAGCGCCAGCCCUGAGAGCAGCGUGGGUCCCAUCAGUGUCUCCUCCCAGAGCAGCGUGGGUCCCAUCAGCAUCUCCUCUCAGAGCAGCGUGGGUCCCCUCAGUGUCUCCUCCCAGAGCAGCGUGGGUCCCCUCAGUGCUUCCACCCAGAGCAGUGUGGGUCCCCUCAGUGUCUCCUCCCAGAGCAGCGUGGGUCCCCUCAGUGCUUCCUCCCAGAGCAGCGUGGGUCCCCUCAGUGCUUCCUCCCAGAGCAGCGUGGGUCCCCUCAGUGCUUCCUCCCAGAGCAGCAUGGGUCCCAGGGCCAGCUGGAGCGCUGGAGAUGCCUGGCAGGUGGCAGGGCUGGGAGGAGAGGAGGAGGAGAAGAAAGACAAGCUGACAGAGGUGCCUGUGUGCCCCGCCAUGCUGCGCUCCACCAUUCGCUCGCUCUCACCGUUCCGCAGGCACAGCUGGGGACCGGGGAAGAACCCUGCCGGAGAGACGGAUAUGAACCAACGCAGCUCAUUACCAUGUCAAGGGGAAGGGAAGCCUCCAAAGCCGACGUUUCAUAGGAGAAGUAUGAGCUGGUGUCCCUCCAACAUCCCCCCUCCCCACCUGGAACAGAUUGAUAGCAGAAGUUACAGUCUGGAGGGGCUGGCCGGAGACGAGGACUCCGAGAAGGCUUCUGUCGGUGUGGGGAGUGUGGUGCGCGUGACACGCCUGGACAGCGAGGAACGGGGCUCGCUUCUGUCCCUGACCGAAGAGCAGGAGUCGGAGCUGGGCGACUGCAGCAGCCUAGACAGCCAGAAAUCAGGAAGAGCUCUACCUGUGAGACAUUCUGCUAUGACUCACCAGGCGCUCACCAAAUCAGUGUCCAUGUUGGCCAUCAGUAACAGAGACCUGGAUGCCAGAGGCCGGACUCGACCAAAGAGACGCAUCUCCUUCUCCUUCAACAUCUCACCGACCUUCCCCAAAUCUAGAACAUUAUUUUCUAUUGGUUCUUCCUCGAGUGAUGAUGAGGAGGUAGUGAGAAUGGGAUCCUUCUCCAGCACCUCUGGAUCGUUGGAGUACAGCAUCUCAGAGGAGGACCCUGGGCCGCUGCGGAGCGACACGGAGGGGAGACAAGGCACCAAGGUCAGCCGCACUUUCAGUUACCUCAAGAGCAAGAUGAGCACUAAGAAGAACAAGGAGAAAGACAAAGAGAAGGGUCAGGGGAAGGACAAAGACCCCAAGGAGAAAGACCGAAAGCCCCUGAACGGCCAUCUCUUCAGCUCCGUGAACCUAGCCCCAUCCACAACGUGCCACCAAUGCAGCAAACCCAUCAACACUAAAGAGGCCUUCCUCUGCACCAACUGCAAUGCACAGGUACAUAAAGGCUGCAGAGAGAGUCUUCCUUUAUGUGUCAAGGUCAGAAUGAAGCAGCAGAAGCAACAAACGGUGACAGAUUCUGCGUCCGUGGCUGGAGUCCUGUUGAGAACUACGGCGUCGACAUCAUCGCGGGAGCGUCCAUGGUCGACCAUCUCGUCCCAUGACGACCAGGGCAUGGCUACGGCCGUGGUGCCUCGCAGAAACGCCAGCGUCCGCUCGUUUAACAGCAACCUUUCCAAGAGCAUCUCCAUCAGCAACAUUGCAGGACCGUUGAUGGACGAGAUGCCGCUGGGCCUGAAAUACCUAUCCCAGUCCACCGACUCCCUGCACAAGACCUCCAAGGUCAACGAGUCCACAGAGUCUCUCACGGAUGAAGGGACUGAGAUGAUGGACAGUCAGCUAAUGGGGGAGUUUGAGGCGGAGUCUAAGGAUCUGGAGGCGGACUCCUGGACCUUCACUGUGGAUAAGAAGUAUGUGAAGGGCCUGAAGAAGGAGGUGGUCAAGAGGCAGGACGUCAUCUAUGAGCUGGUCCAGACAGAGAUGCACCACGUGCGGACCCUGAAGAUCAUGUCUGAGGUGUACAGUAAGGGCCUGCAGAAGGAGGUUCAGCUGGAGACCCAGACGGUGGACAGGGUGUUCCCCAUGCUGGACUACCUCCUGGACCUCCACACACACUUCUUCGCACACCUGCUGGAGCGCAAGAGGGAGUCCUCAAUCGAGGGCCGGGAUGAUGGCAGCUUCCUCAUCCGCAAGAUAGGAGACGUCCUCGUCUCGCAGUUUUCGGGGCCCAAUGCCGAGCGCAUGAAGAAAGUCUACGGGAAAUUCUGCAGCCGCCACAAUGAGGCCGUCAACUUUUAUAAGGAGCUUCACACCAAAGACAAACGCUUCCAAGCCUUCAUCAAGAAAAAGAUGAGUAGCACGAUUGUCCGAAGACUAGGCAUUCCAGAGUGCAUCUUAUUGGUGACACAGCGAAUAACCAAGUACCCGGUGCUACUCCAGAGGAUACUGCAGCACACCAAAGAGAACGAGGAGGACCACGAGGAUAUAACCAAGGCCCUGAAGCUGGUGAAGGAGAUCCUCAACGCGGUGGACAGCAAGGUGAACGAGCACGACAAGAAGAGGCGGCUGAAAGAGGUGUACAGUCGCACGGACAGCAAGUCCAUUCAGAGGAUGAAGAGCGGCCAGAUGUUUGCGCGGGAGGACCUGUUGAGAGGCAGGAGGUUGCUGCACGAUGGACCGCUGCAGCUCAAGAACUCUGCGGGCAGGCUUAAGGAUGUCCAGGCCAUGUUGCUGUCGGACGUUUUUGUGUUCCUCCAGGAGAAAGACCAGAAAUAUGUGUUUGCCUCGCUGGACCAGCGAUCCACAGUGAUCUCCCUACAGAAGUUGAUUGUGCGGGAGGUGGCUAACGAGGAGCGGGGUCUGUUCCUGAUCACAGCAGGCAUAGAGAAGCCAGAGAUGGUGGAGGUGCUGGCCAGCACAAAGGAGGAGCGCAACAUCUGGAUGCAGCUCAUACAGGAUGCCAUGCACUCCAUAGAGAAGGAUGACGAUGAGGGAAUCCCCAGUGAGACUGAGGAAGACAAGAGACUGUUGGAGACGAAAGCACGGGAGAUGAGAGAGCUGCUGAGGAAGAAGGACGAGCAGAUCGUGUCUUUGUUGGAGGAGAAGGUGAAGGUGUUCCGGGACAUGUGUGAGGGGCGCAGUGGCUUGGCAGAGGAUCCCAGUUCAGCCCAGUCUAUCAGAACAAGGAUGCUGUUCAGAGCCACCCCCGACGACGUCACAAAGGGAGAGCCCAUCAUGAAGGAUGCCCUGAAGGAAGUGGAGACACUCAACGUGCUGGUGAAUGGCAGCGUGGCCGGCGCCGUGGGGCAACAGGUGUCCCAGGAUGCAUCAGGGGGCAGCGUGGGGCCAGUGUGUCUGCCUCGCCGUGCCGAGACCUUCGGAGGCUUCGACAGCCACCAGAUGAACAUCUCCAAAAACGGAGAGAAAGAAGAUGGCGACGACGCUGUAGACCUUCGGAGGACUGAAUCAGACAGCGGGUUGAAGAAGGGGGGCAACAACAACCUGCUGCUGCUGCUGAAGAGGAACAGCGAGCAGGUCCUCCACAGUGUCACGCACCUCCACGACCUCCUUAACACGCUGCAGGCGGUGGUGGUGCAGCAGGACACGUUCAUCGAGGACCAACGCCACGCCCUGGCCGACCGCACAGCCUCCCGCCACUCCUCCACCUCCUCCCUGUCGUCGUCGUCGUCGCGGCCCAACUCCCUGAUCGAGCAGGAGAAGCAGCGCAGCCUGGAGAAACAGAGGCAGGAGGUGGCCAACCUGCAGCGCCAGCAGGCGGCUCACGCCGAGGAGAGGAGGAGGAGGGAGAGGGAGUGGGAGGUGAGGGAGUCGGGGCUGAGCGACCGCGAGGCGCAGGUAAAGGAGCAGGAGGACGAGACGGCGAGGAAGCGCCGGCUGUUGGAGGAGGAGAGACAGGAGCUACAGAGGAGGAAGGAGGAGUACCAGCGGGACUUGGAGAGGUUGCGGGACGCCCAGAGGAAGCUGGACCGAGACAGGGAGGCGCUCCGCAGGGAUGCUGAGAAUGUGGAGCAGAUGAAGAAGGCGGAGGCGGAGCAGGCACGCAGAACCCAGCGGACCCCCUCCACCACCUCAGACGACUCCAUCAAGUUCCAGAGCUCCACCUCUCUGGAUAAAGACCUUGCGGGAGGAGAGGCCGAGCUCUCCUCGUCCCCCGCCACCAAAGAACCCUUCUUGAGGAUGGGCUCGAAGAGGAAAGGGAAGAACCUGAACCCAUUUUCGUCCUCCAACUCCAAGGCCCAGAGCAGCACCGAGGCCCAGAACCAAAUCCCCCACCGCCUGAUGCAGCUGGCCAAGUCCAAGAAGAAGAAGAAGGGGAAGGGGCAGCCAUCCCAGCCAGAUCCCGAGCCUCAGGCCGAUGGAGAGAUCUUCUUCUGCUGAUCCCUUAGUCCUCCUCUAUCCCAUCAUGUCCCGCCAUCACAGCAGUGGCUGGAUCAGCCGACUCCCAGACCCUGUGGUGGGGCCGCCAGAACACCUGAUCUAUACCCACGGACCUGGAGGGUUGACCUCGGCCACAGACAGGAAGCAUAACUAGAGCACUUCCUGGGACCUUGUUAGGGAACCAUGCAGACACUUCCUACCUAGUUGCCACUCUGAAGUGGCCAGGUGUGACUUUUGGAUGAAGGUAAUUAGGGUUUUGAAUAAGGAGUGAAGCUGCGAAGUCGCUUGCGGCGUGGAUUGGAUUGGUAUGCAUAUGUUGGUUGCCUUGGCUUUCACAGUGUUCGCGCCUCAGUGAAUUACAACGUGGCUAGAGGACAUUUUAUCGUUUCAUGAAGUAUACAGUAGCUAAUGUCGGUUUUCUAUGUGAAGGGGAUAUUUAACAGAGCAGGUGCCGUGGGGACAAUUGUAGAAUGUUCCAGAAUCCAAAAUUCAAGUGUAUCCCAACAGGCAGUGUGACAAAAAAGAGCAUCCACUCUAUUUAACACUUUCAGCUGGGUGUGGAAAGCUUGCACAAUGGUGUUUCUUGUCAUAUCGGUCAAGGUGUUGCCUGACAAUUGGCCCCAUAAUGCCUCAUAACCGCCUGUACAGAAUGAGAGCCCAGUUCCCUCCAUCCGCUCUACAACUCAGACGUUCUGGAGAAAGGACGAGGUUAGAAGAGACAUGACUAACCGCUGAGUCAGAGAGCAGGAUGAAUGAGUCUGGGAGAAACGGAAGACAAGCAAAGCCAAAGAAAGAGAAAGGAGAGCUUGUAACAGGGAAGAGAAGAGAAAGAAGAGAGAGAGAGAGAGAGAGAGAGAGAGGGAGGGAGGGUGAGCCAGAUGAGUGACUAAGAGAGAAAGAGUGUCUGCAUGAGGGAGCCAAAGGUAGGAAAUGGUUCAAUUGCUUUUGUCCCCUUUGCUAUUGAAUGCAAUGAGGAAUGCUGUUUGAUAUUACGUUUCCAGCAGAGUGAAUGGACAGAAGAAUCCCUUCUGGUACUUGUUGUUUUCCUCCACUGCACACCUGUAAACCAUUUUAUUUGUCAGUCACUGCAAUGCAGUACUGGCCCACACGGUUUGAAGGCGAUGAGCACUUUAGAUAAUGUUCACUCUGUUACAGGUGGAAAGACUUCCUGCUAUACAGUGAGUGACAAUCAUUAAAUUGACCCGGAGUCGAAUCUAAGGAAUAUAUACUGUAUUUUUUCAAGAAUAAAUAGAAAUUCAGCUCUUCUCUCUGCAGUAAUAUUUUAAUGCUGAUAUUGAAAUAGAUUAGUCUAGCCCUGACCAACCAUUCCAUUUGUUAAUCUCAUCGGAACGCCGGUUUAUCUGCCUGCAGGACAGGCUGUUCUUUUAUUAGUCGAACCAAACCAUUACUGCAGACACAACCCAACCACCCCCUGGUCCAUACACUCUGCUUUAGUAUUGAUGGACUACGGUGCCAUAAGCUCUCCUGUGCCUCUCAAAUGGUCCGGAAUAAUUAAUGUCCCCGGGUUUUAUUAAUUGAUUCUUUUUCAUCCAUUUCAUCGUGUCCGUUCCCCCGGUCUCUGGUUUUGAUUCAUACAAACCAGAGCUGCGUACAGCCUUAUAUUUCAGAGUCACGUCCUUUCGGUUUUCUGCUGAUGAGCUGAAUUUUAAGCGAUAGCUCGACAAAGCAAUCACCUCUACUGACUCUGUAGAACUGAGAGACGGUCCGAAUCACUUACUCAUGACUGUUCUGCUGCUGCUGUUCCCCCUUGACUCAUCUGGUUUUCACCCUCAAGUGGAGCGGUGGCGAUUGCCAUGGUUUGAAUCACUAUUCACGGGAUAUCUCCCAAUCAUAUACCAAGUUAUGCGUAGUCUUCCGCAAUGUGACUUCACAAAAGAGUGAAAAAGGCAGAAAGUAUUAUGGCAUUUUAACUGAUUUGGUUUUGUUCACUCACUGACUUGCCUUAAUAGAUGUGUUCCACUUUUGACAGGUUUGAACAUGCCUAGACCCCUUUAUCACUUAAUAUUCCUCAGGGAAUAUCUACCAAUCAUCCCCCUUCAACCAGAACCUGCUUGGCCGUCUGCAGUACAGAAGUUGGGCAGUGCUAUAGCAGCUCGGACAUUUUGUUGUGUGUAACGUGAUGCAUUGUGGCAAAUGCAAAUUGGGGGCAGACCAUUAUGCUCAAAUUGAAAUGCACUAGAAUAUUAACCAGCAUCUGUGAGGCGUUGGAGUGUCUUCUACAGUUAUACUGUAUACAAGUGCUUAUAAAGUACUAUGUUGUUUUGUACUGAAAAGGUACAUUUUUUAUUUUUUUGCUGAAUUUCAUGUAUAAAGAAAAAAGGGCAAUGCAACAAUUAUGUAAAUAUGUGUCAUGUACAAAUGGAACAUUUAAAGUAUUGAUUGUGGAUUUUGGGAUCGAUAUAAGCUUUUUAUAAUGAGGCUUUAUUUAUCAGUAUCCUCCCUGUUUUGGAGGUAUAAAAUGUAAAUUCAUUUUUCCCUUAAUAAAUAACUAUUGUUCGUCAACUGAGA